This is a messenger RNA of Galleria mellonella (greater wax moth), 1951 nucleotides long. Its product is annotated as enkurin. The transcript is spliced from 4 exons. The coding region runs from base 126 to 890 and encodes 254 amino acids. Gene Ontology annotation, cellular component: acrosomal vesicle. The record is from RefSeq and is a predicted model, not a curated record. Gene Ontology annotation, molecular function: calmodulin binding. NCBI's taxonomy places the organism in Eukaryota, Metazoa, Arthropoda, Insecta, Lepidoptera, Pyralidae.
CGAUGUGAUAUUUAUCUAGUGCUGCAUGAUUUAUUUGUACUAGAGAGAAGAAAGGACUUUCUAAACGUUUUUAAAGAUUUUACAUUUUAAUUUUCUUUAUUUUUCUAUUAGCCGUUAAAUUUAAAAUGUCAUUAGUUGAAAUAUCCCAACACGAUGAAGUUAUUUACUCAAUUCUUGAUAAACCACCACCGGAACCGCCUAAGACACCAAGGUAUGAAUCCAAACUGGAGAGGGAGUUGAAGGAAAGAAAGAUCCCACAAUUACGACUUACAUUCGGUUAUGCGGAAACGCCUCUAAAAACCCCAGAUAAAUUCUUAAGAAAAGGUGAAGGUAUUGGGCAACCGAGAAAAAAAUCUGAUCACAAAUGUGUCGUGUCUAGCAACUUACCACCGGUGCCGGAACGCCCACCUCCGGGGAAGAAACCGGAAAAGCCCAAGAUCAAUUUUAAAGUGGUGAACAUAAAGAAGGCUAUAAAAACUAAAGGGAAACCCGUGGAACCCAGGUUAGUAGACACUAGAGAUGGACAUAUAAAAAAGAUAAAGGGCUCUGGCGAAGUGCCAGAGUACUGUCUAAGGCCGGACUUCGGGAAAAUGCCCGCUUACUUGGUGAAAAGGAAUAGGCGUAUACAAAGAGAAUUGGAGAAGAUCAAACAUGCUGAGGAAAAUAGGGAGAGUCUGUGCAAGCAAGUCUCUGAGGAGGAACGACAAAAGUUGUUAGAGGAUCUUAAACACAACUGGCAACUGAUGCAGAAAGCAUUCCUCCAACUCCCAAUGCUAACGGACACCAUCCCGAAGAUACUCAAGAAAACAAAAAUGGAGCAAGAACUGAGGCAGUUGGAGAAAGAUAUAGCUUUAAUUGAGAGCAAUCCGUUCAUUUAUAUUUACGAUUAAAAAUAUAAUGUGAUUGAGCAAAUUUUAAUGCUAAUAGCAUUGCUAUAAGGUUUCAAAUCUAUUGUAGCAUCUAAAAUGUUAUGCAAUGCUCUCAUGACGAAAAUACUCAACUCUUAACUCAAAAUUGUAGAAAACACCAAAAUUGUAAAAGAAAACCAUUGGGACACACUGCAUGAUCAUGCUAAGAAUAUCAGGAUAUAUCUUUGAGAGUGUGAACGUAUUUUUUUAAACCUAUACUUAUUUAGAAGGAGAAGGGAUAAACUGAACAUUCGUCAUACAACCUACUUUACGAAGGCUAGAAGCAGGAAAUUUUGCGAAGGGCAGCAUUUUUCUUUGCAUACACAACUCCUGUGGAAAAUUUCAAGUAGGUCAAGUGACGUAAUGGAACAUUAGAUAGGCUUUCAGUCGACUGGAAUACCCACAACAUUAUUUCAUUAUUUGUUAUUGUUCGCUAUUCUAAGAUGCAUAAAAAAAUUGUAUGUUCGAAGCUGGAGAAACAAUAAGAUGAAUCGAUUGGAAUCCUUUUAGGAGUGUCCUGAAAAACACGAGAAAAAAGUUUGAGCUUUCUAUAUUAAUUUGUACCGAUAGGUCACGAGAUGCAAAUUUUUUUUCCAUUAUUUUUCUAAAAAUGAUCCUUUUAGAAAAAAAUAUUUUUAUUGCUAAAUACUCAUUUAAUCAUUAAUAAUAGAAAUGGAAAACUUGAAUGGCUUUUUACUGGCACUUAAAGCCAUAAUUUUAUAUUGCACUAGUUUUUACCCGUGACUUCGUCCGCUUGACCGAAAUAAAAGGUUGUCUUCUGCAUCCCAAAUAGUAUACCAAAUUUGAUAGUAAAUGGUUAAGCCGUUAAGGCUUUCACAUAUAAAUGUAUAAUAAUAACGUAAAUAAAACAACGAUUGGACAAAAUCAAUAAUAAAUUUAUUUUGACCAACGAAUUACAAUGUUCACAAAAAUAUGGAAUGUGGGAUUGUGCCUAUAUAUCUUAAACCUAAUUGACUAGAUUUACCUAGACUAGCUACGUACAGAGACUGAGCCUCUAUCUCACAGAUAUGUCGCCGUGUCAC